This is a messenger RNA of Closterium sp. NIES-67, 2048 nucleotides long. Lineage: Eukaryota; Viridiplantae; Streptophyta; Zygnematophyceae; Desmidiales; Closteriaceae. The record is from the annotation of a GenBank genome assembly.
GGAAUCUCGAGAAAUGACCAUGGCCGCACUUGUUUUACAUCCGAACACGGUUAGCGGAGCGUCCCAGCCUUUCCCUCAUCACUCGUUUUCGACGGAGCCUUCACAGCCGGGCAACCCAGCGGCAUGCGCAGGGCAGGCAAUAGUAGAGCCCAGUAGGACGCGCCUUCGCGCCAUUCUGCCGCGGCCAGGAGCGGCGUGCCACGGCGAGAAGCGGGCGGCGCCCGACGAUGCGCCCGCAGGACUGGAGCCGCCGCGGAAGUACCUCGCCACGUCCCCGCCUCAGACCCCGCCUCCCUCGGUGGCAACCGGCUCAGCGCUCACCCCGGGCGCCCCUUGUGUCGGGUCCACUGCUCCCAUCCCCGUCCAGCCAGCAGUGUCGGCAACUCGUGCGAUAGGCCCAAACCAACGAUCCGUUAUGGCCAAACCCUCCGUUUUAGGCUCGUUGUUUGCGGCGCCAUCGGUCCCCCGCCCACUUCAUUCACCCCCUCCCGCUCCUGGCGCUACUCCGUCGUCGUUCUCCGCCACUCCGCCGCCGCCUCUUCUGGCUCCGCGGGCGAGCUACGACCCGUUGGCGUUCGCCCGCGGCAUGCAGGCUUUGCAUGGCACGGCGCUGGGCCGCCUCAUGCACACGGCGCCCGACAUCGUUGUCGACGGCAUUCCCCGCCGCCUGCUCGUGCCCACGCCCGGCAGCACCGCCGCGAAGCUGGGGCUGCUCGCGCCCAGCGUGGCGCCCGUGCUGCUUCCGCCCGCCGCUCCCGCGCCUAGCCUUGCAGCAGCAGCGGGACACGCGCUGCCGUGCGCGCCCACCAGUAGCAGCGGCAGCCAUUCGUGGCGCUAUCAGCUCUCCACGGAGGCAACGGCGCAAGCCGAGAAUUAUGCGAGCUGGUCAUCCGCUGGCCCCAGCCCUCCGUCGCAGCUCGCCGCGACAGGGGCGGCCCCUGCCUCAGCCUUAUCGCCCACCGCGAGCAGCGGCCCCGUUGCUUGGGCGCCACCCUCGUCGUGGAUGGUCGCAGCGCCGCAGACUCCCUCGGGCUAUACCAGCGGCGCGGCAGCCAUCACACACUCUCCCGCCACCGUCGAUCACUCGUUUACGCAGCAAGCAGUGCCUUCAGCUCAGGUGUUCCCGCAAACGCACGGCUCUGCCGAGUGGCCCCGAAGCAUGCCAGCGGCGAGCCAGCCCGCGAUGUGCGUGUCGCUUAGCGCGUGCAGCGACGACGCCACGACGGCUAGCCCACCCGUGUCGCACAGCCUUCCUCCGCUUCUCCCGUUAUCCACCGCCGGCAAUUCACAGACCGCCAGGGAGCCGUGGCCGCUUGAGCGGAACCAGUCGGUGACGAGCAGGCCCGCCAUCCAGCUUAUCCCCUGCGACACCACGAAUGCCGCCACCGCGCCUCUCGCCGACUCCCACUGCCUUCCGCCUUCCACCGCUCCGGCGUCCUUCCCGAAUCAAGCUGCGGGUGCUCCCCCUUCUCGUGAAACAACGGCAGGCGUGAAGUUCGGCGAUGCUAACACCCCACCAUCGCCCCUCCACACCUUCCUCACUUUAGCGCCUCCGAGUAAACGAUCUCCCCUCACUGCCUCGACGAAUCCGUCCCCCGCUGAGGCUGCAUCGACGCCCUUAGCUAAUGAGCAGCAGGGGGGGGGCAGAGACAUGAAAUUGCUCUCACUGUCGCUGGGUGAAAGGGCAACGGUGGAUGUGCUGCCACAUGCAAGUAGCAAGGGCGAAGAAAUCUUGGUUGAGGACGAGGACUCGCUUGCCGUGGAGUCUCUGCUACUAAUCCGUGCUCUGUAAAUUGGUACACUGCUGCAUAAAGAGCAUAUACAAAGUUGAAAGAAUGGAUCAAUACCCAUUUUUAAAAAAUUGGAAGCACAAGAUUGGAUUAGUAGCCAAACACCAUAUUUUGUAUUGGGCUGAGAAAAGCCCUUAGGAUCUUUUGCAGAGACUAAGUCCCAGUUGUAGAGACUUUGAGACUUUGAGUAGUGCAGCGGAGGUUGAGGCAGUUGAACCCUUGUACUAGUAUGUGAUUGAUUAAAGAAACAAGCAUACA